GGCAGCGAAUGCCUGACACCUCUGUGCGAGGGUGAGAGUGCCUGUCAGCCCAGUGAGAUCUGUGUGUACCCCGGGUUCUGUCGCUGUAAGGCCGGCUUCUACGGGGCCAGCUGCAUGACCCGUAAGUGAUCACGGUCGACCCUGUGAAUAUGAUGCCCUUAUUUUUAAGCUCGUUAUGACUUGGUUAUACAUGCAUACACAUAUCAAAUCGCUCACUGGUGUCACCUAAGUUCUUGCUGGAGAUUUUAUUGACGCCCUUUUGGCCAAGAUCCUGUUGCUGAAAAGGAAAUGAGAGCGUAAAGCUGACUGCAUGGAAUGGUUUGUGUGUUUGCAGUCGCCUCCUGUAUUUUCAGCUAGCUCUCCUUGUCCCGUGUCUCCCCGCGUCUUUCAUUGUCCCCCCGUAUUUGUCUGUCUCACUGUAUUGUCCUGUACCCCCUUGUCUUCCUGUGUCUCACCGUGUCUUGUAUCUCUCUGUGUUUUCCCAUGUCUCCCCAUAUCUGGUGCUCUGUCCCUGUGUCUCCCUGUAUCUGGAUCUCUCUCCCUGUGUCUCCCUGUGUCUGGCUCUCUCUCCCUGUGUCUGGCCCUUUCUCCCCACAUCUUCCCUGUGUCUCCCUGUGUCUUCCUGUAUCUCACUGUGUCUCCCUGUAUCUGGCUCUCUCUCCCUUGUCUCACUGUGUCUCCCUGUAUCUGGCUCUCUCUCCCUUGUCUCCCGGUAUCUGGCCCUUUCUCCCCACAUCUUCCCUGUGUCUCCCUGUGUCUUCCUGUAUCUCACUGUGUCUCCCGGUAUCUGGCCCUUUCUCCCCACAUCUUCCCUGUGUCUCCCUGUGUCUUCCUGUAUCUCACUGUGUCUCCCUGUAUCUGGCCCUUUCUCCCCACAUCUUCCCUGUGUCUCCCUGUGUCUUCCUGUAUCUCACUGUGUCUCCCUGUAUCUGGCUCUCUCUCCCUUGUCUCACUGUGUCUCCCUGUAUCUGGCUCUCUCUCCCUUGUCUCCCGGUAUCUGGCCCUUUCUCCCCACAUCUUCCCUGUGUCUUCCUGUAUCUCACUGUGUCUCCCUGUAUCUGGCCCUUUCUCCCCACAUCUUCCCUGUGUCUUCCUGUAUCUCACUGUGUCUCCCUGUAUCUGGCCCUUUCUCCCCACAUCUUCCCUGUGUCUCCCUGUGUCUUCCUGUAUCUCACUGUGUCUCCCGGUAUCUGGCCCUUUCUCCCCACAUCUUCCCUGUGUCUCCCUGUGUCUUCCUGUAUCUCACUGUGUCUCCCUGUAUCUGGCCCUUUCUCCCCACAUCUUCCCUUGUCUCACUGUAUCUCCCUGUGUCGUCUUAUGCCUCCCUGUAUUUCCCCAUGUCUACACACAUCUCCUCCCAUUGAUAGAGUGCCCUCCUGAGUUCUGGGGUCCCGACUGCAGUAAGCUCUGCCUAUGCCACCCCCAUGGCCGCUGCCACCCAGAGACGGGCCAGUGCACCUGCGACCCUGGGCGCUGGGGGGCGCACUGCCAGAACGUAUGCAGGUGCGGCCGCCAUGGCCAGUGCAACCCCACGUACGGCAACUGCACGUGUGACGAUGGCUGGUGGACGGCCACGUGCAGCAAGCCGUGCCAGUGUGCGCUGGGGCAGGCGCGCUGUGAUCCUGUCUCGGGUCGCUGCAUCUGCAAGGAUGGUUACUGGGGGGCACGUUGCUCCCAACGCUGCCGCUGCUCGGGGUCUCCCUGCCUGCAGCAGACGGGCACCUGCAUGUGCCUGCGUGGGUGGGCGGGGCCUUCCUGCGAGCAUCCCUGCGUCUGCAAUUUGCAACAUGGCCGGUGUGGAGAUGAUGGGGACUGCGUGUGCGAGCCGGGGUACAGGAAGCCGUCCUGUGAUGAGCCCUGCAGCGCCGGGUCCUACGGGAAUGACUGCAAGAAACGGUGUGGUCACUGCCGCGAGGGGCAGCCCUGUUCUGCAGUGGAUGGCUUCUGUUCCUCCUGCGAGCCGGGCUGGAAUGGGACGCGCUGUGACCUGCCCUGCCCACCUGGUUACCAUGGUCACCUCUGCCAGGAGACGUGUCCGCGAUGCCGUGGCAGGGAGCCAUGUGACCCUGAGAGCGGCGAGUGUGCGCGCUGUGAACCCGGCUGGACCGGACCCAGAUGCGAUGCACCCUGCGCCGAAGGCACCUUCGGGGACGCCUGCCGCUUCUUCUGCCCUCCCUGCGUCGGUGGCCGCUGUCAUCACCUGAUGGGGAUCUGCGUGUGCCAGCCCGGCUUCUGGGGGGAGAGCUGCAACAGCUCGUGUCCGACUCACCAUUAUGGCAUAAACUGCUCGUCCACCUGCGACUGCGGGGAUGGUGGUUGUCACCCAGCGACGGGGCAGUGCCUCUAUGGGCAUCGGGGGGCCCUGAUCGCAGGCAUCACUGUACUGCUGCUGCUGGUGUUUCUCAUUGGCUGCUGCUGCUGUUGCUGCUGCUGCUGGGGGCAACCAGUCGACCCCAAGGAAAGGGUGGCGGUCCGCGAUGGGGGCCCAGCGGUCCGAAUGAAGCACCACGUGUACAGCGUCUUGGCCAACAUGGGCUCCGCCGUACCCGGCCUGACCCUUUGGUCGUCUGGGCUGCCGCGGGUCACAGUGUCCCACCACGACCCCGAGCUGACCUUCAACCACAGCUUCAUCGAGCCGCCGUCCUCCGGCUGGGUGUCGGGCAGCUCCUCGUCCUUUGAGAGUGACGACGCCGAGGCUGUUUACUGCCUGCCCCCCCGGGAGGACGUCUCUCCAGUUGGGGGGGGCGAGUUCCAGGAGAUGAGCUCCAAGUGCAACAUGUUCCUGGACCCGUCGGGGUUCAGCGGGGAGGACGUGGCCUUCUCCAUCCCUCGCACUUCCAGCAUCGCCAAAGCCAAGCGCCCGUCUGUCUCCUUUGCCGAGGGCACCAAGUUCACACCAAAGGAGCGUCGCGGCUCAUCACAGGAGGGCACCGGCGCUCCCCGCAAGUCUAAGUCUCCCUGGGGGGUCCUUAUGCUGUCUGUCCUGCAGCCUUCAGGUGCACGGGGGGGAGAGGGGGUGGCCAGGGACAGCGAGGAUAUGCAGUCCGUCCCCUCGGAUGAGACGUCUGUGGACAACGAGGUGAGAGACCUGGAUAGUGCCCCCCCCCGCAGCAGUAGGCGGCGAACCGGGUCCAGCACGCGGCAACGUGUCCAAGCACAGGGCUCCACGGAGCCCACGGCCUCGGACCCAGACCGGAUCAGCACCGUGUACGUGAUGGCGGGUGCGGCUGGCCAACCGGGGAAGGUGGAGCUGGCGCCAGAAGUGGAGGGCCCGGUCCAGGCCGUGCUGCGGCGCCUUGGAAGCCUUCAGAAGCCGAGGGAGGCCGUCUAUAAGCCUCCACGCCGAAAGCUGGGCGCCCGGGUGACCAUGUGGGAAGAGGCUGCCGAGAGGGGGGCCAGCCGAGAGGCAGCUGUACGGAAGCCAAGCAGGCGGAGGCACGCUCCCCUCAGCUCGCCCGCGGCCAUGGGCUCCGGUGCCAUCUGCCGGGAGGACGGCCCGGCCGAGAGGCCCGCGUCCUCCAUCCUGGUGAGCAUGCGGGAAAGCCCCGCAGCGGCCGACACCAGCGACACUGGCUACCUCACCAUCGGGGCUGCGGCGGAGCCUGCUACCGCCCAGGAUGAGGACACGGACGCCAGCGAGGGCCCGCACUACGAGAACGUGGCGCCGAGGUCCUCAUGAGGCCGCAUGCGUGCCAGCGUUUGCUUUGAACACACAGACUAUGUCUACAUUCGUUAAAGCCAUGUGAUGAGGUUGGACUGACACUGACGCUCUGAGAAUCCUUGCUAGUCUCCAUCAUGUGGGUGCCUACAUCUAGGCCCCCUUCCCAUUUUCUGUCUGGCUUGUUAAACUCUGAAUCGGUGUUUCCCAAUCCGGUCCUCGGGGACCCACUUUUGGUCCACAUUUUUGCUCCCCCCGAGUUCCCUGCCAGACAGUCCACAUUUUUGCAUGCUCAAAACGUGGUGCAAAAAUGUGCACUGUCUAUGGGUCCCCGAGGGCCAGACUGUUAGCGCUUUGUUUUCUUUCAGGGAGGAGUCCUCUGCAAUGGCAAAUGCAGCUACAUUUCCUGCUGUGGGGAUGAAUUUGCUUAUUAUAUGAUAGCUAGUGAACAUUUGUUAGACAAGUUAGGCUUUAUUUUGUGUAAUUUUAAAUACACUAUGAGUUAAGAAUGUUGUUGCUAUGCCAUGGAUUUGCUUUAAGUUUGACCACAACAUGCUUAAUUAAGAAUGAAAGCGAGGUUGCAGUCCUGUGUUUCCUCCAUUGAAGGCAGUAACUCUCCUGUAGGCUUUGAGGCAGGUGAAGCCUGUAUUCUCUGUAACCAGGUACAGUGAAAUUGUGUGCUUUAACAAUCUACAACAAUAAGAUGUAAAAGGUGGAUCACGUACCCACAGGCAGAAAGUCAGGCAUUUCGUAGACAACAGUGAGUAACUAUUUUAGAAAUUUUUGGUCUUACCUUUAGACUUACCAUUUUUAUAUUCUGUAUAUGUAAAUAAAUAGGUGUGUUUGGUA
Messenger RNA from Brienomyrus brachyistius, 4507 nucleotides. It is a transcript of the gene scarf1, whose product is annotated as scavenger receptor class F, member 1. The transcript is spliced from 9 exons. Bases 311 to 3679 code for a protein of 1122 amino acids. The record is from RefSeq and is a predicted model, not a curated record. Gene Ontology annotation, molecular function: scavenger receptor activity. NCBI's taxonomy places the organism in Eukaryota, Metazoa, Chordata, Actinopteri, Osteoglossiformes, Mormyridae.